AUGGAUACUACCACUGCUCACGACAUUGCUGUUGACGAAUCGAAUUUUACUACCACUGCCACGUCGAAUGCUCCUGCACCUGUUGCUGCUACACCUGCUACUACUAUACCAACUGCUGCCAUACCUGCUGCUGCUAUACUUGCCGUUGCUGAAUCUUCUGCUGGAGAACCAGCUCUCCGUACUACAGAUUUCAGUGCCAAUAAAUUCUGUACAGUACAAGCUCCUUUUACGCCUCUAGUUGCUGCCACACCGCCAGCACCCUUUGCACUCGUCACCACUACUGCCACCACCAUCGCCAAAGCCACCUAUACCACCGACAUCGCCCAUGCGCAUAUGCCGCUAAUGUCACAAGCACCCAUCAUCACCACCUACCACGCUAAUUCUUUGUCCACGCACAAUACAGCUACUAAGAAUAUUUUAUCAGCACCCUGCACAUCAUACUCAACCGCUGCGCUUCCCGCUGCUACAUCGAAUCUACUGCCAGUAGCAACCAUCGCCGCGCCCCGCUACCUCAACGUGUCACCAACUAGUCCCAUCAUUGGUACUGCAACACCCGCUUCGAGGCCAACUGAAAAUAAUACCAGGCAAGCUAGUGUAUCUGUUAUAUCCAACGUACCUGUUUCGCCAAACCUGGCAAACGACAGCAAUCAGCAGCAACAGGAACGAUGA
Messenger RNA from Topomyia yanbarensis, 669 nucleotides. RefSeq names its product mucin-7-like. The record is from RefSeq and is a predicted model, not a curated record. The transcript has 2 exons. Lineage: Eukaryota; Metazoa; Arthropoda; Insecta; Diptera; Culicidae. The coding region runs from base 1 to 669 and encodes 222 amino acids.